ACCUGGCUGAGGUCACUGGGACCAGCUCUCUGACGCUCAUCCAGAGAGCAGCCUCUGGCAGCCAGCCGCACCACGCCAUGCCACGAAGCCGUUCUGGAUGUCUGACCAGCCUUUUUGUUUUGCUAGUUAUAUCAGCCCUGAAGUGUUAUUUGCUUGUUGCAAAUUAUAGGCCAUCGCUGCUGCUGCCUUACCAUUCUCUGAUGACGCACACACACUUUCCUAUAUAAAUAAUAUUUCCUCCCCACACACAGAAACGAUUUGCUAGGAACAGCCAUCAGAUGAGUAGACCAUUAAAAGAGUACAUUGAAGUUAAUUAAUGAUCACUCAGCCAGGUAAAAUGGGCCAAUGUUUUUUUUUACCUCUCUCUGCUUUUAGCCAAAUUUGUGCUUGAUUGCAAAUGCAUCAUGGGCCGUUACUUAUACAGACUGUGAGUGGUGCGGAGUAGGAGACAAAACGGGAGAUGCGUCUGAGCGUUGCCCUAUUACUGUGUUUGUGGUGUGCCCUGAAUACUGAUGGAAUUGAAAAGAACUUGUGUUGAAAUGAGUUUCUGCCAGCGUGGAGUCUUCUGAUGGUGUUGAAGGUAGUGGGUCUCACUCUGAUGUUCAGCAGUGGAAAUGAUGCUUGUUAUGCCUUUGUACAGUAAGUCUGGGCCAGGGCACGGAUGGUAGGAUGAGUAAUGCUAAUUUGCUCUAAUGUGAGCACAUUUCUCUUCUGUCACUACACACACACACACACGCACACACACAGUGAAAAGUUUUCCGAAGGUCUUGUUAGAGCAGCAAAGCCUCAGUGGAAUAUCAUAGCUCCGUGUGUUGAAAUUUUUAUCAAAAGGAAAUGGCGCGGCACAAUCUUGCUUCCUCUUAACAGGAUCUGUACAGAUGGACUCGUCGGUCCUCGUCAGCGCAGAGGGGAAAGCCUCUCGUCGUGACAUUUUGAGAGCAGCUCUCUUGAACUGAGGCUUGAUCUCUGUGCCUGGCUCAGGACAGAAGUGUGACAGUGAGUCUAAGCCGGUGAUUAAUAAGGUUACCUGUCUGUCAGGGAUGAUUGGCUCUGCUUGCUGUGGGUGUGUGUGUUUGUGAGGAUGAAGUAAAUCUCAACAUACAGCGGCAGUAGGGCCGUCGGAUGCAUACACAGUGAGACAUGCAGAGCUUUUGAAGAGAAAGAGGAUUUGUAGUGAAAUACUGCCUAACAUUUCUGAGUGUUUUAAUUGGUGUUUGUGCCAGUGAACAAGUGUCUGUUCUGCAUGUAGCCUAGGCCUACUAUUAUCAACCUGCUUACAAAGCUGAUCUGUGGCCAAACUUUUUAAACAUCAAAUACACUACAAGGUUUACAUUUUCUGCAUUGCAGGAAAGUUCUGUUGCAACAGGGUGAUCAAAUGAAGAUCCAACAUCUUUAGUUUUCAAAAAGUGCGUUACAUUGUUGUCUGGGCCUAACUCACUACAUUGCCACCAAUGUAGAGCAUCCACCUUUUAAUAAUCUUGUUCUAGAUUGUUAAAUCGAAGCUUACUUUUCUCAGUGUGUAGCUCUGGUUGAGUGUUUACUGGCCAUUCAAUGAGUUUGAGUGUAGGCAUUGCAGCCAGGGCCUGCCUCUCCCUCUGGCCAGGUAACAUGUAGAAAAUGACUUUGUGUGGAAAGUGGAACUUGUGGUGAAAGUGGAGGUGAGGUGACCUCUGGGCCAGUGUGCAUUAUCAGUCCCCCAGGUGUAUUGAUGUCAGCUGUUUGACAAAUAGAUAAGUACAUUAUAAACACAGCCCUGACAUGUGACCUGACCAGGAGAGCUACUACUCAGUACUAUAGCCUAACUAUAGCCCCCACACUGUCCAACUGUUUAAACUUUUACCUAGGCCUUUGAUGUAUUAUCAGUUUGACAAAUAGGCCUAGACUAGAUAGUAGUAGCCUACAUACAUUGCAAAUACUGUGUACCCUGCCCCCAACCCCGAAUACCAAGAAGUUGUAUUUGUAUGUUUAGUUGUUUGUUUCUCAUCACAGUGAUAUUACUUAGCAGGCUGAUUUUAGUAAUUAAUUGAAUUCCAUGCAAUUAGGCUUGCCAUUUGCAUGAACAACGUUUCACUAAUCACAUCCUCCCAUUGAGCUAAUUAUUUCACCGUUGUGAUCCAAAUUUGUGACGUCUGCCGCCUAAAAAGGGAUCAUUUUUAGAGCAUGGACGAUGACUUGGAUUAAUGGCUUAAUCACUGCAUGUGUUUUUCAGUGGAGUAGAAAAGUGUGCGUGCGCACUACCUACAGAUGAAGUCGGAAGUUUACAUACACUUAGGUUGGAGUCAUUAAAACUCGUUUUUCAACCACUCCACAAAUGUCUUGUUAACAAACUAUAGUUUUGGCAAGUCGGUUAGGACAUCUACUUUGUGCAUGACACAACAAUUGUUUACAGACAGAUUAUUUAACUUAUAAUUCACUGUGUCACAAUUCCAGUGGGUCAGAAGUUUACAUACACUAAGUUGACUGUGCCUUUAAACAGCUUGGAAAAUUCCAGGAAAUGAUGUCAUGGCUUUAGAAGCUUCUGAUAGGCUAAUUGACAUCAUUUGAGUCAAUUGGAGGUGUACCUGUGGAUGUAUUUCAAGGCCUACCUUCAAACUCGGUGCCUCUUUGCUUGACAUCAUGGGAAAAUCAAAAGAAAUCAGCCAAAAAUAAUUGUAGACCUCCACAACUCUGGUUCAUCCUUGGGAGCAAUUUCCAAACGCCUGAAGGUACCACGUUCAUCUGUACAAACAAUAGUACGCAAGUAUAAACACCAUGGGACCACGCAGCCGUCAUACCGCUCAGGAAGGAGACGCGCUCUCUCUCCUAGAGAUGAACGUACUUUGGUGCGAAAAGUGCAACUCAAUUCCAGAACAACUGCAAAGGACAUUGUGAAGAUGCUGGAGGAAACAGGUACAAAAGUAUCUAUACACACAGUAAAACGAGUCCUGUAUCGACAUAACCUGAAAGGCCGCUCAGCAAUGAAGAAGCCACUGCUCCAAAACCACCAUAAAAAAGCCAGACUACGGUUUGCAACUGCACAUGGGGACAAAGAUCGUACUUUUUGGAGAAAUGUCCUCUGGUCUGAUGAAACAAAAAUAGAACUGUUUGGCCAUAAUGACCAUCGUUAUGUUUGGAGGAAAAGGGGGGUGGCUUGCAAGCCGAAGAACACCAUCCCAACCGUGAAGCACAGGGGUGGCAGCAUCAUGCUGUGGGGGUGCUUUGCUGCAGGAGGGACUGGUGCCCUUCAGAAAAUAGAUGGCAUCAUGAGGAAGGAAAAUUAGGUGGAUAUAUUGAAGCAACAUCUCAACACAUCAGUCAGGAAGUUAAAGCUUGGUCGCAAAUGGGUCUUCCAAAUGGACAAGACCCCAAGCAUACUUCAAAAGUUGUGGCAAAAUGGCAUAAGGACAACAAAGUCAAGGUAUUGGAGUGGCCAUCACAAAGCCCUGACCUCAAUCCUAUAGACAUUUUGUGGGCAGAACUGAAAAAGUGUGUGCGAGCAAGGAGGCCUACAAACUGACUCAGUUACACCAGCUCUGUCAAGAGAAAUGGGCCAAAAUUCACCCAACUUAUUGUGGGAAGCUUGUGGAAGGCUACCCGAAAAGUUUGACCCAAGUUAAAUAAUUUAAAGGCAAUGCUACCGAAUACUAAUUGAGUGUAUGUAAACUUCUGACCCACUGGGAAUAUGAUGAAAGGAAUAAAAGCUGAAAUAAAUAAUUCUCUACUAUUAUUCUGACAUUUCACAUUCUUAAAAUAAAGUGGUGAUCCUAACUGACCUAAAACAGGGAAUUGUUACUAGGAUUAAAUGUCAGUAAUUGUGAAAAACUGAGUUUAAAUGUAUUUGGCUAAGGUGUAUGUAAACUUCAGACUUCAACUGUACGUGCAAACAAGCAAAUGCGUUGGGAUGAUAUUCUCACAGGGGUACAAGCGUGAAAUUAAAUGUUAUACAAUUCCAUUGUGUAAACUUCGCAGCUCUCAGCAGCACUGAGUUUUGUUAUUUUACUGCCAUGUCUCCACAGCUAAACCCAAAUGAUGGAUUGAAUUGUACCUAGGUCAUCUUUUCUCUGCCAGGAGUUUUAUGUGAGAGAAGGACCGUGUGUGUCUAUUUCAGAGAGGUCCAUUGACUUCUAGUCUGACUCAGUGCUAACCUCACUGUUCUCUCACCUUGUGGCCAAUGGACAUCCUACCUGACACCCACUGUGUUCCCCUCCUCCCCUACUGAGAUGGAGUUGAGACAUUAUGAAGCAAAGUUUCCCCUAUAUGCAUUUAGCAGCAAUUUAAUCUUAUGUGUGAAAUUAGUUUCGGUGUAGUUUUGAUGGGCUGGCUGCGCAGGCUGACUGGCAUAGUUUGUUUCCCCUCACUCAUGAACUUGGAUAGAGUCAAGGAUAUGUUUUGCAUUAUUCUAAAGGACUACUGCAACUACUGCAUGUUUUUGUUUCCCUUAAAAUAAAUGUGAUUUAAUAAUAGUUAUUGUAAAUAAAACUGUCCCGUAAGAGAAUAGUAUCAACCUGUCAAGUUAUUAACAUGAGCACCAAUGCUGAUAAAUAGGCUUAACACAAACUCAUCACACUUGUUGUUCUAAAUUACAUUAAACUCUUCACCCUCCUUAUCAUUCAGUUAGGCCUAAUUUAACAUUUGAUUGAAGUAAUGUGCACAGUUAUCGCUCCCAUUCAUCCAUUUGUCCUUCAUUCUGUGGGCUGGCAUCAUUUGCUUCUCCCUCGCUUAUCAACUCAAGGAUAUGUUUUGCAUUAUUCUAAAGGCCUACUGCAACACGUAGCAUGUUGUCGCUUCCCUUACAAUAAAGGGUUAGUAAUAGAGUUAUAGUAAAUUAAACCGUCCCGUAACAGCUUCUUUUUACGAAGUAAAACGUAAAAGACAAUGAUAUCAAGGUGCGCAGUCAAAUUAUUUGCUAUAAACAUGAGCGCCAACACUGAUAAAUAGGCAUAAUGCAAACUCAUCACACUAUUGUCUUUCUAAAUUAAAUCAACCUCUUCACGCUCCUUAUCAUUCAGUUAGGCCUAAUUUAAAUUCAGUUGUGAAGUAACGUUCACAAUUAUUGCCCAUUCAUCCAUUUGUCAUUCAGUAAGGAGAGAGAGAGACGCAUUAGCGCCUGGCUGGGUACCAACUUCCUACAGCGCAUUGUCUUGGCAGGUUAAGUUGGGAAUAGGUGUGGGGAAAAAAACAGGUAAUUGUGACAAAUGAGCAAUGUAAAAUACAAACAUUUAGGAAAAGUCAAGGAAGGAGCAGGAUGUUGUUUUUUCUUUUUUGUGGAGGGGGGGGGGGGGGGUUAUUAUUUACAAAAUAAAAUGUCAGUGGCCGUUGGCCUAUGGCAGUUCUAGUGUUAAAGUCAAAUGAGUUUCUCCAUACUUGUGUUCCUUCCUUUCCAUUUUCUUCUUCUGCUCUGCUCUCAUAAGAACAGUUCUCAAGCCUCUGAAAAACGCUGACCAGCAUAGCAGCACAUAAGGAGCAGCCCUUGAAGGAGUUUACAUUACAUUUAAUUGUGACUGAUGGCAGUUUUGCUGAAGUCAAGCGUGAUAAGGAAAUUGAUUAAAGCUUGAGGCUAAAAAAAAAGUCCCAUAAUGACUAUUGGUAAUGGUUGUGUUUUUGCAAGGUUCUCUGCUGUUGGGUAAUGGACAACUGUUUAUUUGCUUGUAUGGUUAUGUUUAUGAAUAUGCUCUCAGAAUGUGAUGUAGACCUACUUGUAUAGCUACUUGAGCAUCAAGCCUCACAGGCUCUGGCAGAAUGGUUGCUGGUUAGUAAGGUGUCCUGAUAUGCGACCCUCUGUUCCUGUGUGUGUGUGCGGCAUGUGUGGAUGCGUUUUACCCUCUACUGUAUGUGUGUGAUACCCUCUGUGUGUGGGUGUAUGUCCUGAUGUUUGACCCUCUGUUCCUGUGUGUUUUGGCAGGGAGUAAACGUCAGGCCCCGGAAGAAUGCCCAGAUGGGGCGGGACGGCGUGCGGAGGAAGGACUGGCACGACUACGAGGCAAUCAGGAGAGACGCUGCUCGCUCUGGUAGGACAGAACUUCAGGAAGUCCCUCACACACACUGCCCUUUAGUUUGAGGUUUGAAGCCCACAACUACAGUGAGGGGAAAAAAGUAUUUGAUCCCCUGCUGAUUUUGUACAUUUGCCCACUGACAAAGACAUGAUCAGUCUAUAAUUUUAAUGGUAGGUUUAUUUGAACAGUGAGAGACAGAAUAACCUGGCUCCCAGGUGUCUUUUAUACAGGUAACGAGCUGAGAUUAGAAGCACACUCUUAAAGGGAGUGCUCCUAAUCUCAGCUUGUUACCUGUAUAAAAGACACCUGUCCACAGAAGCAAUCAAUCAAUCAGAUUCCAAACUCUCCACCAUGGCCAAGACCAAAGAGCUCUUUAAGGAUGUCAGGGACAAGAUUGUAGACCUACACAAGGCUGUAAUGGGCUACAAGACCAUCGCCAAGCAGCUUGGUGAGAAGGUGACCACAGUUGCUGCGAUUAUUCGCAAAUGGAAGAAACACAAAAUAACUGUCAAUCUCCCUCGGCCUGGGGCUCCAUGCAAGAUCUCAUCUCGUGGAGUUGCAAUGAUCAUGAGAACGGUGAGGAAUCAGCCCAGAACUACACGGGAGGAUCUUGUCAAUGAUCUCAAGGCAGCUGGGACCAUAGUCACCAAGAAAACAAUUGGUAACACACUACGCCGUGAAGGACUGAAAUCCUGCAGCGCCCGCAAGGUCCCCCUGCUCAAGAAAGCACAUAUACAGGGCCGUCUGAAGUUUGCCAGUGAACAUCUGAAUGAUUCAGAGGAGAACUGGGUGAAAGUGUUGUGGUCAGAUGAGACCAAAAUCGAGCUCUUUGCCAUCAACUCAACUCGCCGUGUUUGGAGGAGGAGGAAUGCUGCCUAUGACCCCAAGAACACCAUCCCCACCGUCAAACAUGGAGGUGGAAACAUUAUGCUUUGGGGGUGUUUUUCUGCUAAGGGGACAGGACAACUUCACCGCAUUAAAGGGACGAUGGACGGGGCCAUGUACCGUCAAAUCUUGGGUGAGAGCCUCCUUCCCUCAGCCAGGGCAUUGAAAAUGGGUCGUGGAUGGGUAUUCCAGCAUGACAAUGACCCAAAACACACGGCCAAGGCAACAAAGGAGUGUUUCAAGAAGAAGCACAUUAAGGUCCUGGAGUGGCCUAGCCAGUCUCCAGACCAUAAUCCCAUAGAAAAUCUGUGGAGGGAGCUGAAGGUUUGAGUUGCCAAACGUCAGCCUCGAAACCAUAAUGACUUGGAGAAGAUCUGCAAAGAGGAGUGGGACAAAAUCCCUCCUGAGAUGUGUGCAAACCUGGUGGCCAACUACAAGAAACGUCUGACCUCUGUGAUUGCCAACAAGGGCUUUGCCACCAAGUACAAAGUCAUGUUUUGCAGAGGGGUCAAAUACUUAUUUCCCUCAUUAAAAUGCAAAUCAAUUUAUAACAUUUUUGACAUGCGUUUUUCUGGAUUUUGUUGUUAUUCUGUCUCUCACUGUUCAAAUACACCUUCCGUUAAAAUUAUAGACUGAUCAUGUCUUUAUCAGUGGGCAAACAGCAGGGGAUCAAAUACUUUUUUUCCCUCACUGUAUACUGCGAUAACAAAUGAUUCCACACAAGGCAUUAUAUGUUUGUAGGAACAUGAGCUUUUCAAAGGUGUGAUUCUAGCACAACGACUCUUCAGACAGUAGGCCAUUAAAACUGAAGUGGUCGACAGACUGCAAGACAUUUCCAAGGACCUUAUGGUUCAUUCAGCAGGUACUGUACCUCAGACAAAAGGGAUUUUAGCUGACAUUAAGUCCAGGUAUUUUCAGUCUGUCAGAGAAAAGCAGAUCAUUACAGGCUAGAACAUGACAACAGAUGGAUGGAGCAAGGCAUUUCAACCUAAGUUGACAGUAUCGUUGUGCUCAUGUAUGUUCUGUUCUCUCUCUGUGUGUGUGUGUGUGUGUGUGUGUGUGUGUUUGUGUAGGUAACGGGGAGCAGGGGAAGCCCUUUCCUCUGACCGACACUGACCGGGUGGACCAGGCCUACAGGGAGAAUGGGUUCAACAUCUAUGUCAGCGAUAGGAUCUCCCUCAACCGCUCUGUCGCAGACAUCCGGCACCUAAAGUGAGUGUGUCAACUCACACAUUCCUCCGAAAGGAUAAGUAUAGUUUAGUCAGUUAUUUCUAGGGCCCGACUGAUAAAUUGUAUACCGAUAUUAACGGCCGACAUUUAGCCUUUCACAUAAAUAUUUGUAUCGGUCUUUAUUCCAGAUAAAGCGUUGAUAUUAUAUGCAUAGAAUAAACAAAUACAGUGGGGGAAAAAAAGUAUUUAGUCAGCCACCAAUUGUGCAAGUUCUCCCACUUAAAAAGAUUAGAGAGGCCUGUAAUUUUCAUCAUAGGUACACGUCAACUAUGACAGACAAAUUGAGAAAAAAAACUCCAGAAAAUCACAUUGUAGGAUUUUUAAUGAAUUUAUUUGCAAAUUAUGGUGGAAAAUAAGUAUUUGGUCACCUACAAACAAGCAAGAUUUCUGGCUCUCACAGACCUGUAACUUCUUCUUUAAGAGGCUCCUCUGUCCUCCACUCGUUACCUGUAUUAAUGGCACCUGUUUGAACUUGUUAUCAGUAUCAAAGACACCUGUCCACAACCUCAAACAGUCACACUCCAAACUCCACUAUGGCCAAGACCAAAGAGCUGUCAAAGGACACCAGAAACAAAAUUGUAGACCUGCACCAGGCUGGGAAGACUGAAUCUGCAAUAGGUAAGCAGCUUGGUUUGAAGAAAUCAACUGUGGGAGCAAUUAUUAGGAAAUGGAAGACAUACAAGACCACUGAUAAUCUCCCUCGAUCUGGGGCUCCACACAAGAUCUCACACCGUGGGGUCAAAAUGAUCACAAGAACGGUGAGCAAAAAUCCCAGAACCACACGGGGGGACCUAGUGAAUGACCUGCAGAGAGCUGGAACCAAAGUAACAAAGCCUACCAUCAGUAACACACUACGCCGCCAGGGACUCAAAUCCUGCAGUGCCAGACGUGUCCCCCUGCUUAAGCCAGUACAUGUCCAGGCCCGUCUGAAGUUUGCUAUAGUGCAUUUGGAUGAUCCAGAAGAGGAUUGGGAGAAUGUCAUAUGGUCAGAUGAAACCAAAUUAGAACUUUUUGGUAAAAACUCAACUCGUCGUGUUUGGAGGACAAAGAAUGCUGAGUUGCAUCCAAAGAACACCAUACCUACUGUGAAGCAUGGGGGUGGAAACAUCAUGCUUUGGGGCUGUUUUUCUGCAAAGGGACCAGGACGAUUGAUCCGUGUAAAGGAAAGAAUGAAUGGGGCCAUGUAUCGUGAGAUUUUGAGUGAAAACCUUCCAUCAGCAAGGGCAUUGAAGAUGAAACGUGGCUGGGUCUUUCAGCAUGACAAUGAUCCCAAACACACCGCCCGGGCAACGAAGGAGUGGCUUCGUAAGAAGCAUUUCAAGGUCCUGGAGUGGCCUAGCCAGUCUCCAGAUCUCAACCCCAUAGAAAAUCUUUGGAGGGAGUUGAAAGUCUGUGUUGCCCAGCGACAGCCCCAAAACAUCACUGCUCUAGAGGAGAUCUGCAUGGAGGAAUGGGCCAAAAUACCAGCAACAGUGUGUGAAAACCUUGUGAAGACUUACAGAAAACGUUUGACCUGUGUCAUUGCCAACAAAGGGUAUAUAACAAAGUAUUGAGAAACUUUUGUUAUUGACCAAAUACUUAUUUUCCACCAUAAUUUGCAAAUAAAUUCAUUAAAAAUCCUACAAUGUGAUUUUCUGGAUUUUCUUUUCUCAUUUUGUCUGUCAUAGUUGACGUGUACCUAUGAUGAAAAUUACAGGCCUCUCUCAUCUUUUUAAGUGGGAGAACUUGCACAAUUGGUGGCUGACUAAAUACUUUUUUUCCCCACUGUAUGUCUGCUCAUUUGCGGUCAUUUUUUAAAAUAUUCAAUGGUUGCCUGAAGAGGGUGCCCUGAGCUGCUCAUUGAACAUAAUUCAGCCCCAAGUCACAACGUGAGAGAGUAGGCAUGGUGGUUUGACGGUGAGUAGCUUGCCACAGUCAGCGUAUUUGAAUAAGUAAAUAAUCAAAAGUACACUUCACCAAGAAGCCAGCCAUGUCUUCAUCACAUUCUCACUUAGUUAAUGUUAGCUUAGCUAUCUAGCCAGCCAGGUAGUUAGCUUAGCUAGCUAGCUAGCAAUCUGUUCUACUUAUGUGCUAACACUGGACUGGCGCAAAAGUGAACACUCGUCCGUGAUACAAAAAGAACAAUGUUACUGUCUGGGCCUAUUAUGUUAGCAUGUGGCUUAUUUAGUUAGUUUUCUGAAAUAUGCAAUCUGCAAAAAAGGCAACAGUUGGCGUAGAUCUAUCUUUCAGGCCAUAGCUUGCAUUCAUGAUGAGUUAAGAAGCUAACAUUUGUUGGCUAGCUAAAUUAGAACGUGUGACCAAAACAGCACGGCAAGCAUUUGCCUCCGGAAACAUUUUCAGUUGAAAUUUAUAGCCAAUACAUUUUGUAUUGAAUAACAGUGUAAUGUACAUUUUCUGUAAGUAAACAUUGUUGUAAUGAACAGCUAGCUUAUGUCAUAACAUACUCUCAUUGCGAGGUUGCCAUAAAGUGUUUGUUUACAUGACCUUUGAAUGUAAACACUGUAGUAAAUCUACUAGAAACAAAUGCUGACACCUAGUGGUGACAUUAUGAACGGCAUGUUACUGCUUUUCAAUGCUUGUGAACUGUGCAGUUUCAGAUUUACUUUGAUACUAAGUUUAAAUCAUUCAACCAGAGACCCUUUGUGAUGGUAUAGCACAAACACUUUUGCAUACUUCUUAUCCAGUAAGACACAUCUUUCUGUUGUACUUAAUUAAGAAGUUAUACCAAACAAGUUUACUGUCGUAUUUAUAGAGGAUAUAGUUUAUUUUUGGUGGAUAUCCUGUAAACCACAAAUCAAAUGUUCUUAAAUACUAUAAAUUGUUAUAUUUUGUUGAAAGCAUCAUUUAGAGUAUCUGUUUAAUCCUUUGGAGCAAAAUUUGUAUAAACAAAGGUCUCCUGUAGCUCAGUUGGUAGAGCAUGGUGCUUGCAAUGCCAGGGUUGUGGGUUCGAUUCCCACGGGGGGCCAGUAUGAAAAAUGUAUGCACUCACUAACUGUAAGUCGCUCUGGAUAAGAGCGUCUGCUAAAAUGAUUAAAAUGUAAAAAAUGUAUUUUUCAUUCCACCUCUAGAAAACAAAAUAUAUCGGUAAUCGGUGACUUUUGCCUCCCUAAAAUCGGUAUCAGACCCAAAAAUCCCAUAUUGGUCGGGCUCUAGUUGUUUCACAUGCUCCUGAUGAUGAAAAUGCAAAAUACAUGUGAGCAUUAAGUGGAAGGUGUAUUUCAUUCAUAUUUGAAGAUGUAGCUACUUUCCUCAUAAGCCAUUGAGGAUGUUUACAUGCACACUAAUAAUUUGAUAUUAAACUGAUUAUGGCAGAAGGCCGAGUAUGGCAUUAGUCAUGUAAACACCUUACUCUGCUUAUCUUAAUCGGCGUAAGGUCAAAUUCGAAGUAAGCAUACGCCAAUUAAAACACCUGGUUUUCUGAGCAAUCUUUCAAAUUAUUAGUACAUGUAAACAUCUUAAUCAGCAUUCCAGUGGUGUAUUUGAUCUGCGCAUGGGCCAGUACAGGUAGCGCAAGCCUCCCUCUUAUGCGUGAGUGAGUUUGGGAGUUUGGGAAGAGUUUGGAAGUAUGCAUAUAUACUGAACAAAAAUAUGAACACAACAUGCAACAAUUUCAAGGAUUUUUACUGAGUUACAGUUCAUAUAAGGAAAUUAGUCAAUUGAAAUAAAUUCAUUAGGCCCUAAUCUAUGGAUUUCACAUUACUGGGCAGGGGCACAGCCAUGGGUGGGCCUGGGAGGGCAUAGGCCCACCCACUUUGGAGCCAUGCCCAGCCAAUCAGAAUGAGUUGUUCCCCACAAAAGGGCUUUUUUACAUCAGCUGUCCGGGUGGCUGGUCUCAGACAAUCCCGCAGGUGAAGAAGCCAAAUGUAGCGGUCCUGGGCUAGCGCAGUUACACGUGGUCUGUGGUUGUGAGGCCGUUUGGAUGUACUGCCAAAUUCUCUAAAACAACGGAGGUGGCUUAUGGUAGAGAAAUUAACAUUCAAUUAUCUGGCAACAGCUCUGGUGGACAUUCCUGCAGUCAGCAUGCCAAUUGCACACUCUCUCAACUUGAGACAUCUGUGGUGUUGUGUGACAACUGCACAUUUUUAGUGGCCUUUUAUUGUCCCCAGCACAAGGUGCACCUGUGUAAUGCUGUUUAAUCAGCUUCUUAAUAUGCCACACCUGUCAGGUGGAUGGAUUAUCUUGGCACAUUUGUGCACAUAAUUGGAGAGAAAUAAUAUAUUUGCAUAUGGAACAUUUCUGGAAUACUUUACAUGUUGCGUUUUAUAUUUUUGUUCAGUAUAAAUAGUUUUCACAUACAAACUUUAUAUGUCCAAACUCGGAACCAAAUGGUCUUCGCAAAAAUAACAUGGUCACUGUGGUAGAAUGUUUAUUUUGUUAGCAGAUCUUUCUGCAUUUAUCAAAAGUCCAAUCAGGUAGCUUGAUUUCAGAUGUGUCAAAUCGUUCUUGAAAAGCAUGUAAACGUUUUAAACAAACUAUAAUCUGACUAUUAGGGUUGGGCGAUAUCCAGAUUAUUAUACCGUCGUCCUCUCAUACUGGGAUAUACAGUAUUACCGGUUUAGUACACAAGGGGGCGCUAAAAACGAGACAAAAAGCCCAUUGGGCGUCUAUUACCAGAAAACUAACAAAAUGAGCACAAGUAAUAGCGAAUGACAAUGGCUAAAUUUGCUAACGAGUGCAAAUGAAAAUAAACUAAUUGCAAAGACGGGCAAUCCAGCUCAUAAAGAUAUAUAUAUAUAUAUAUAUAUAUAUAUAUAUAUAUAUAUAUAUACAUACAUACAUACAUACAUACAUACAUACAUACAUACAUACAUACAUACAUACAUACAUACAUACAUACAUACAUACAUACAUACAUACAUACAUACAUACAUACAUACAUACAUACAUACAUACAUACGGUGUGGCGUACCGCAGGUUAGCCACCAGGGGGAGACUCGUCUAGGCCUGGUGACAGAGGGAGUCUACAUCACGCGGCGAUGGCUCCCUCUGCUGGACGUGCCAGGUCUCGAUGCGCUCUCCGGCCAUUACUAAUUGGGGCUGAUUUGUGGUUGGUGAGAAAUCAAGGAGCUUAUUGCUCACCAGCUGGACGAGUCCCAUAAAGCUGCCAGAAGGACAGCACACAGGAGUGGGUACUGGGGAAGAGGGGGUACUCCCGUAUAGUCGUGCUCAGUACCAGCGAUAACGGAGGGAGCUCGGUUUUGUUCCCCACAGGAUACAGAAAGACCCCGGAGCACAGAAGACGGUAUCCCGAAGGAGGUCUCCUGGAGGAUACCUAUUCUUUUCUCUUUGUUUAUUAUUUAAAUUAACACCCUUGAAAUAGAGCUAAUACAAUUCUGUCCGUGUCUGAUCUGUGUAAAGGUCUUGACCAAACCCCCUGGUCUGCCACAAGUGGUGGAGAAUGUAGGCAUUCUGAUAACGUGGUCAGAACAGGGUUGACAUUUAUGCAGCAUCAGCAUGGACGAGUUGAUAGCUCAGUUCGACCUGUCCCAACAAGCACAACAGGCGGUUCAGGAACGAACGCUGGAGGAACAGCGGCUAUAAAAUGGCCGCCUCGUUGAGGAAAUCAGGAAGCUACAAGGAGGAGCGCCUACUGAAUCCCAUCCAAACCAGUUUUUAAUCAAGCUAAUGGAGGAUGACGACAUUGAAACAUACCUCUGCACGUUUGAAUGGACAGCGCUAUGGGAAGGAUGGCCAAGACCGAAGUGGGCAAGUCUGCUGGCCCGUUCCUGUCCGGGAAUGCCCAAAAGGCGUAUUGGGACCUUAACGACGAACAGGCGGCUAACUACGACAGUCUCAAGUGAGAGAAACUCAGCCACUACGGGUACAGCCUGGCCCGUCGGGCCCAACUGGUCCACGACUGGAGGAUCGUGGCCGACGCCUCCCCCUAAGCCCAGAUGAGCGACCUACUGCGCAUCACAAGGGCAUGGCUCCUAACCGACGUAUCCACCCUCUCCAUCAUAGACAAAGUGGUCAUGGAUCACUUCUUACGGGCUCUGCCCCAAGACAUUAAGAGGGCAGCGAGUCUACGUGCGCCCAAGACCUUGGAGGACCUCCUGGGAGCAGUGGAGACUGAUCAGAACACAGAGGCCCUGCUGAAGGGGGGCCGAGUCGGGGACCCGUCCAAGUGGACAGAAGGACACCCCCACCGCCGUAUACCCAGAACCGACAGUCAGCGGGGCCAAAGGGCCGCAGACCCGCGGAGAGAUGGCCGGGGGAGAGCCGACCCACCGCCGACAACCCCAGAUAGAUGGAGACCAAAGGAGGUGUUUUGAGUGUGGCGACCGUGGGCACCUUGCAUGGAAUUUCCCGGCUCGAGAGGAGUCGAUGCCAUCAGCAAGCCCUGGAGGCGAGGUAGGCCACGCAGUGAACUAUGUCACCUCCUGUUGGCGCACCACAAACCACCGGCACCCAUGGUCCCAGUAAAAGUCGACGGACACGACACUGAAGCUCUAUUGGACUCCGGGAGUGUGGUUACGCUCGUAGCCACGAGCCUGCUGGCCCAGGGGACCGAACGUGGUGGGGAGAUGUCCGUUCCCUUUGUCCACAUUGACACCAAGCGUUAUCCGACCGUACAGGCCAACAUCGUGACACCACAAGGGAGCUUCCAGAUUGUGGGUGCCGUACUGGAGUUGCCAGUACCCCUCCUCGUGGGAGGAGAUUGUCCACUGUUCGUGGCACUGUUGAGGCACGAGCUGAGGAAAAAGGUACGAGCGGGUGGGAGACGAGCGAGGAUGACCCGCCGCCUGCGCAUUCCGGAAGCAAGCGGUUGACAAACCCGCAUCUAUGGGGAACCCAGCCCUGAGAAUUCCAGGUGGGAGACAAGGUGCUGGUCUUAGUCCCCACAGCAGAAAGUAAGAUCCUGGCAACAUGGCACGGGCCAUACGAGGUGAUAGAGAAGCUGGGACCCGUCAAUAACCGCGUAUGGCAGCCGGGGAGACGGAAACCUCAGCAGAUUUACCAUGUGAACCUAUUGAAGAGGUGGCACGAGAGGACAGCCUUGGCCAUGUUAUGGUCGGACCCAGGACUCCAACGGUACCAGUGGUGGUCCCAAGCAAUGAGGACCUCGACCCGGCACAGAUGCAAACGCUCCGGGAGCUCGUCGAUCGGAACGCAGCGGUGUUCUCCGAGAAGCCUGGCCGCACGACCCUCAUUGAACACCACGUCCGCACCUGGCCCGGGGCAACGGUACGAAAGAGGCCAUACUGGAUCCCCGAGGCCCGAAGGAAGGCCGUGAAGCAGGAAGUGGAGGCUAUGCUGAGGAUGGGGGUCAUCGAAGAGUCCCACAGCGCAUGGUGCAGCCCCAUCUUGUUGGUGCCCAAACCGGACGGUAGCCUGUGCUUCUGUAAUGACCUCCGGGGUGUGAACGACAUCCAGCUUGUUCGAUGCCUACCCCAUGCCGAGGAUACAAGAGCUCAUCGACCGAUUGGGAAAGGCCCGGUACAUCAGCACCCUCAACCUGACCAAAGGAUAUUGGCAGGUACUGUUGGCAGCCGCCUCCGUGGAGAAGACUGCGUUUUCGACACCGGACGGCUUAUAUCAGUUGCAGUGCCUGAUGGACAGAGUCCUCCAACCCCACCAACAGUACACAGUGGCCUAUUUGGAUGAUAUCAUCAUCCACAGCCAAGGUUGGGAAGAGCACCUGACACGCCUCCAGGCGGUGCAGGACGCGCUCAGGCAAGCCGGGUUGACAGCGAACCCCAAGAAAUGCAAGCUAGUGUUCGAGGAGGUGGAGUACCUGGGGUAUUUGAUCGGACGGGGGAACGCCAAGCCCCAGGAGAGGAAGGUCCACACGGUACGUGACUGGCCCGUUCCACGCACCAAGACUCAGGUCAAGUCCUUCCUGGGACUGGCAUGAUACUACAGCUGGUUUACCCCCAACUUUGUGGCUAUAGCCUCCCCCCUUACCGCUCUAACCAGGGCCCACCUCCCGAAAACAGUGAAAUGGCCAAGUGAGACCGAAGCGGCGUUCAGGCGCCUGAAGGAAGCGCUGAGCUCCCAUCCGAUUCUUGUAACGCCCGAUUUCCAGGACGGAUGCAUGCGACACGGGACUAGGGGCCGUCCUGUCCCAGGUACACGAUGGAGAGGGGCACCCCAUCAUGUACAUAAGCCGAAAGCUGAUACCCAGAGAAAAAAAGACUUGAUUGUCGAGAAAGAGUGUCUAGCGGUGAAGUGGGCGCUAGACACACAAGUAUUACCGGCCGGUUCCCCUCUCCACUGGGGUUCUCUGCCUCUAACCCUGUUGCAGGGGCUGAGUCACUGGCUUGCUGGUGCUCUUUCAUGCCGUCCCUGGGAGGGGUGCGUCACUUGAGUGGGUUGAGUUACUGACGUGAUCUUCCUGUCUGGGUUGGCGCCCCCCCCUUGGUUUGUGCUGUGGUGGAGACCUCUGUGGGCUAUACUCGGCCUUGUCUCAGGAUUGUAAGUUGGUGGUUGGGGAUAUCCCUCUAGUGAUGCGGGGGCUGUGCUUUGGCGGAGUGGGUGGGGUUAUAUCCUUCCUGUUUGGCCCUGUCCGGGGGUUUCUUCGGAUGGGGCCACAGUGUCUCCGGACCGCUCCUGUCUCAGCCUCCAGUAUUUAUGCUGCAGUAGUUUAUGUGUCGGGGGGCUGGGGUUAGUUGGUUAUACCUGGAGUACUUCUCCUGUCUUAUCCAGUGUCCUGUGUGAAUUUAAGUAUGCUCUCUCUAAUUCUCUCGUUCUCUCUUUCUCUCUGAGAACCUGAGCCCUAGGACCAUACGUCAGGACUACCGGGCAUGAUGACACCUUGCUGUCCCCAGUCCGCCUGGCCUUGCUGCUAUUCCAGUUUCAACUGUUCUGCCUGCGGCUACGAAACCCCUACCUGUCCCAGACCUGCUGUUUUCAACUCUUAAUGAUCGGCUAUGAAAAGCCAACUGAGAGACCUGAGCCCUAGGACCAUACGUCGGGACUACCGGCCGUGGUGACUCCUUGCUGUCCCCAGUCCGCCUGGCCUUGCUGCUAUUCCAGUUUAAACUGUUCUGCCUGCGGUUAUGGAACCCCUACCUGUCCCAGACCUGCUGUUUUCAAACUCUUAAUGAUCGGCUAUGAAAAGCCAACUGAGAUUUAUUCCUGAUUAUUAUUUGACCAUGCUUGUCACUUAUGAACAUUUUUGAACAUCUUGGCAUGGUUCUGUUAUAAUCUCCACCCGGCACAGCCAGAAGAGGACUGGCCACCCCUCAUAGCCUGGUUCCUCUCUAGGUUUCUUCCUAGGUUUUCGCCUUUCUAGGGAGUUUUUCCUAGCCACCGUGCUUCUACACCUGCAUUACUAGCUGUUUGGGGUUUUAGGCUGGGUUUCUGUACAGCACUUCGAGAUAUUAGCUGAUGUAAGAAGGGCUAUAUAAAAUAAAAUUGAUUGAUUGAUUGAUUGAUUGAUAUUACCUGUUGGGCACCCACUUCACCCUGGUCACAGACCAUGCUUCCCUGGUCUGGAUGGCCAGGGAAAGUGACACAAACGAUCGGGUCACCAGGUGGUUCUUGUCCCUUCAACGCUUCUCUUUUUCUGUUGUGCAGGGGGAGACUCGUCGAGGCCUGGUGACAGAGGGAGUCUACAUCACGCGUGAUGGCUCCCUUUGCUGGACGUGCCAUGUCUCGACGGGCUCUCCGGCCAGGACUAAUUGGGGCUGAUUUGUGGUUGGUGAGAAAUCAAGGAGCUGAUUGCUCACCAGCUGGACGAGACCCAUAAAGCUGCCAGAAAGACAGCACACAGGAGUGGGUACUGGGGAAGAGAGGGUACUCACGUAUAGUCGUGCUCAGUACCAGCGAUAACGGAGGGAGCUCGGUUUUGUUCCCCACAGGAUACUGCAAGACCCCGGAGCACAGAAGACGGUAUCCCGAAGGAGGUCUCCUGGAGGAUACCUAUUAUUUUCUCUUUGUUUAUUAUUUAAAUAAACACCCUUGAAAUGGAGUGUUACGAGAAUUUUGUUAUCUCAAUGGUUGAAGUCAACUACUUCUUAAAUCUCUGAAUAAUUCCCAAAAGGUUGUAAAUCUCUUAGUUUAAAUAAAUUAAACAAAGACUCAAUCCUGCAAUGGUCAGCAUAUUUAUUCAUGAGAGCGCUCUGAAACAAAAUGGUCGUACAAUAUUUUUAUACGCACACGUCAGAGGAAAAAUCCCACCCCUCUUUAGGCGGGCUGUAGUUUUCCACUGGAAAACUGCUCUCCUGACCAUCAGGUCACACACACACACACACACACACACACACACACACACACACACACACACACACACACACACACAUACAUACAUGUUCUUAUCAUAGGCUGCAUUCCUUAGUUAUCGCCUCCUUACAAUAUCCUGCAAGCCUUUCACUCCCCUUUCCCUGUGUGUUUUGGGAAUCAGUCUAUACUCUUGCUGGGAUAUAAACACAUUUGAUUAAUUCUCUAAGCUCUAGUCUACUAAUUAGUCAUAAACUAAUAAUGUAACUGAGGGUGUGACAUUUUAGUCAUAUCUCACUCACACAUUUCUUUAUCAUGGAGCUAAUACAAUUCUGUCCGUGUCUGAUCUGUGUAAAGGUCUUGACCCUGGUCUGCCACAACAGGUAGGAGCUACCAAAUGUCAUUUUUGGUGAGUUUGGACAUUUUACAAGUGAAUGUGAACAAGAGACAUUGUGCAAAUUAAUAACAAAGUUUUGACGCAUGCUUUUUCUCUGAUACUUUUCUCGGUGACGCCAGCCUAUUUAUCACUGGUGAAAUGCAAGAUUAAGCAAAACAUUAGGAAAUAUAGCUGGCUACAUUCUUUCUAUGAUAGGCCUAACCAUUAGAAAUAUGAUGGCCAUGCAUCGUUUUUGCAAAAAAUACCUUGCUUUUUUAUUGUCAACUAAUUUACUUGUGUGGCUGCCAGUCAAGUAGCGUUGCACUUCUGUUGUUAUCUGAUGAAAAUGAAGCAAUUUUUUGCCAAAUGUAUUGCGCUAAUGUAUUUUCUGGGAAGGAAAACUAUAGUUGCACAUCCCUGAUCACUCUAUUGAAGAAAAAAAACACAGACUUUCAAUGUAAAACACGACCUUCACAGCUGGACUCAUCUGCUCCCGCUUUCUCCCGUUGUGCUAUUUACUAACAAACACGUGACUGGCUCAACUGUUCUGGGGAACUACAGUAAGCUUCAUAAUAUGACUGGUGAAAUGAAGAACGCGAUCUGCUUUAUCUCCUAAUGCAUUGCACAAGUUGACUGCAGUUAUUUACUUAAAAAACAGCUACAAAUAUUAAAAUGUAUUGAAAAACUUCAAAUAAAUAGUUUCAAAGGUAUUGAAAAACCAUCCCAUGGCCAUUUCCAAAUACCCCAGUAUACCGGCCGAGCCUAUUAGGGAGUAAUUAGCUAUCUCACACUCUCGUUCUCUCCCUCUUUCUCUUUGUUCCUCUUUCUCUCUCUCUCUCUCUCUCUCUCUCUCUCUCUCUCUCUCUCUCUCUCUCUCUCUCUCUCUCUCUCUCUCUCUCUCUCCCACUUUCUGUCUGUGUCUCUCAGCACUGUCUGUGGGACUAUCCUCUUUAGUGAAAAAGUGAGGGAUGAUGAGUAAUGAAUAGGAUGCUGUGGCAGGAGCUUGGCCUUCUGACGGCUGAAGUGACACUGUGACAAUUGUUGUGGAAAUUCAUCACUAUACUUUAUUAACAAUCAAAGUUCUUACAGAGUUUUUGUUGAAUCAAGAUUUACUUUAUUGAAUUUCAAUAAAAGGAAGCUGGUCUGCAGAGUAGCCUAGCCUCUCCCGCCCUCUCUCCAUCUUAUAUAGUGCCCUCCACACACCCUAGCUUUUAAAAUCCCUCCCGCUUCAGUUUCCCGCUCUUUUAUUGCUCCGCCCACUCCCUUUGUCUAUGGUGGCGGCUAAAUUCAACUUUCAUUCAGUUCAGAAUCAAUAGUAAUACACUCAAUCAAUCCCUUAUCUUGCAAAAACACUCAUGUUUAGUUUAAACUCUGUUCAACCCCGGCUCUCCUGGGCUUGACCUGAAGAACGAUUGUUGGACAUGACAGGUCCCUAAAUCCUUGAAACAUACACAAACCCCCACACACACAAUGAAAUGAUCCAAUUAAGUUCCUGGCCCAAUAACAAAGAACUCUAACUCUAUGUUCGUGAUUAACCCAGUUUUAUCAAUAAAACAUUUCCAUCACAAUCGGCUGUCAGGCCCCGUCAUUCUGUGUCAGUUAGACCAAUCAGGCUGCCACACCUGCUCUCCAAUACCUAAUCGAUGGCCCUGUCUGCCCUGGAGGCCCGCUCCUAUGUGGUGAUUGUCAUGUCACCGUCAUGUCUGAUCUUGACACAUUCGAUUUCUAUGUUGUGACAGAAUUCCAAUGAAGGAAGCCACAUAAUUCCAUAUUGUGUAAUACAAUGCAAGGAAAUGUGGGUGGGCUCGAAAUUUGUCUGAGUUGUCUCAAUGUUUUGCAACAAUUUAGAUUCGGGCUAGUGCUCUGCUCAAGCUCUCAUUUCACUCAUGAACCAGAAACUGGUGCUUUCAUUAUCUGCUAUGAUUACUUCAAUAUAGUUUUCAUAUUAUAUAGCCUAAUAUUGCAAUAUCAUAUCAUUACUGUGUAUUAUUGCGUCCGAUUACAAUUGUGGGUCAUGAAUACUAGGCCUACAUGAUAAUACUAAAGUAUUGUUGGUCUCUCCAGAAGAUAACUUUUGUGCAACACCAGGUCCUGUAGUCAUAAAUAGUCUCACACUGAGUGAUCUACGAUGUUAUUCACUAUGAUCUUAAAAGCCAAAACUGAUCCUAGAUCAGCACUCACACUUUAUGAACACACUUUACUGCCCCUCAGUAGUCUCUCUAUUUGCUUUUUGGCUAUUGCUGUUUGUUGCUUUGUUAAUUUUAUUUGCCUGUUUGUGUGUGUUUAGCUGUAAACAGAAGCUGUAUGGGGUGAAGUUGCCCAACACCAGCAUCAUCAUCCCAUUCCACAACGAGGGUUGGUCAUCCCUGCUCAGGACAGUACACAGCGUGCUCAACCGCUCGCCCCCUGAGCUCAUCGCUGAGGUCAUACUGGUGGACGACUUCAGCGACAAAGGUACACUGAGAUACGCAUGGAGGCACAAAUAUAUACACACACCGGCACAAACACACAAGCACACACUGUGCUGACUUACUCACAGGCACCGGCAUGCAAGGACUGAGACCUCAACACACACACACAUUCACACACACACAAACGAAACAUGCACAAACUAACGCACACAAAUGCUCCCUCAGUGUACAAGUGACUCAUUUGUUUACUAGUGUGUCGGCUGUUUGCAAGGGCUGUCCCGUGGUCAUUUAUUAAUGAGGCUCAGACUGCAGCUCUGGAGUCUCCAUCAGCAGCUGAGCUCUUCUCUUCCAAGCCCCUGUCAGCCUCCACCCAGACUUCAUCACACAAUGUUUAAUUCAUCUUUAAUUAGCUUCCCCUGCCACCGCCACCCUAGCCUCAUUGACAGAUGUGUUGACCAUCUCUGCUUUUAGGAAUUCAUUGUUCAGCGUCUUUAAGGUAGGAGCAAAGAGAUGGAAUGAGGUGAGGGUCCUCACUUGUCCGCUUAAUGUUUUUAUAAGUUUAAUUCUUCAAAUAUUACAUUAAUUGACAUUACUUGUAAUCUUUUUAUUAAUUGUGUGCCAGUGUCAGUGGCUCUAACCGCUGGACCACACAGGCCACAAAUUACUCAAUCUUACACAGACCCUGGCUUUGUCAUUGAGGGGUACAAUCACUGAGUGUCACAGGUUUGAAUCAGCCCCUGGUUAGUUGGGAUAAAUUAAAACCAUCAGUGCUGCUAACUGUGGACAUUGAAGACUAGAUUUGAGUAGGCCUGGUUAAGAGGAAUCCUACCAGUGUCUGUGGGUUUGUAUUCUCCCACACAGUUUAAUCAGUUUGAAUUAUGGAGUCAAUGGAAGAAUCUGAACUCCUACUUAAUGAAUCAGAGGAGAAGUGCAAUAUUUAUGGGAGGGGGGAGAUUAAUCAUAUGGGUUAAAAUCCCUGUGUGGCAUAAUUUCCUGCCCAAACUUUCUCCUGGAAUAUUUAAUAAUGCACUUUCUGACUAGAUAGAAUACUGAGCAUGACUUUGUUAAAGGGGAGCAGGAAUAGUUCAGGCUAUAAUGUGAUCUGCACACUGCAGUGCACAGUGUCUUUGGUAAAGUACAAAGACUGUAAAGGCUAUAGGUCACAUACUAUAGACUUUUUUAAAUGUGGGGUUGCACAAAGCAUAUAAUGCUGCUUGACCACACACUGUACUGUAUGGCUCCUUCUGGCAUAGUGCUGUGGAGGAGUCAUAUUUGCUCAGGGAAAAUUAACAAAUGAUUAUGCUAAUGCCGUCCAGGGUCUGAUUCAUAUUCAGUCCUAUAAUCAAGCCAGCUCCUGUGCCAGCCCUGGGUGAUUCAUUUGCAGCAGUGAGGCCAUGGCCUUCUCUCUAGACCUCCUACCACCACCAAGUGAAACUCAAGGUUACUUUGGUAACCCUGGUUCUUUUGAUAAUAUGAGUGAGAUGUAUCACUACGGGUAUUUGCUCCAGGUGGAUCACUACAUGAAGGACCAAUCAUACGUCUGUCAGAGACAGAUGGGUCGAGUGGCCAAUGAGGUAAGCCCCUCCCUCCUUAUAAGGCGCUAUUCGCCUGUCUUCUGGUUCAUCUGAGGCAUGCCUCUCUUUUUGCUCUCUUCGAUGCGGUGAUACAUCUCACUCAUAUUAUCAGAGAACCGGGGUUACAAAAGUAUACUUGAGUUAUCUUUUUAAAUACUUGUUUCGAUGUAUCACUAUGGGUAAAUGGCCAACUCUCAUAUCGCAGACAUGCUCUCCGAAGCCAGGGUAGUCCCAACAGCAUAACUGCAGUCUUGUACCCCUUUGUAACUCUGGACAAGACACAUGGUCGGGCUGCACAUGAAUGCCAGUUCCCUGCUCUUGCGGCGAGGACUUUGCUGGACAAAGGUUUGUCCCAGUUGCGUUUGGCUUCCGCCAUGAAAGCUCGGACCGCUUGGAGGAGUGGCAAGAAGGGAGUCUCCUCCCAUCGAACCAGUCCUUUUCGGCGCUACCAGCCCUUACGGGUGCGGGCUACUCGAUACCGAGCCUGACCCCGCCGCCCAUUUGCAGACAAUAAGUCCACAUUUCUCAUUGGGCAAUGAUGCUCCACUGGACAGAAGAGGGCUUCGAGCCGUGGGCUUGAGCAUUGUCUUCCUACUCCUCUUCUUGAAACAGCGGGUGGAAGUCCUCCAGGUACCCAUCCAUCACCUCGGCCCAGGUGGGUUGGUUUUAGGGUAGCCUCCUCGCCCGCAGACUGUGAGGAAGACAAGUCUCACAGAGGGGCUGCUCUGCGCAGUCUCAGUCUGUGCGGUCGAGGGGAAAGUCCCUACAGUGCACGCAAGACUCAGUGUUAGCGAGUUCUGCCUUAGCGUGCUCAGGCCCCAAGCAGGCAAUACACCAAGAGUGUGUAUCCUUUCCUGCUAUCGUAGCCCCGCAUGGACACAGGUGUGCCAGUGCUGGGGCAGGAGCCCUGCCCGGUUCUCCCUGUUGUCAUGACUGUCCUGUGAGGAUCCAAAUAGGUCAGAUCAAGUUUGCAAUGAAUAACUUCAACCAGACCCCCUCUGACUCGAAGAGGGGGGAGUAGGAAACUGGUGGGCGGUUGACACCUCACGCCCUGUUGUAAAUCAAGGAGAGAAGAUUCAGGUCUCCCUCGCCAAUGUUCACCAGAGGAAUGUGCCUUUGUUUCCACAGACUUUUCCUGCCGAAACUCUAACACAUUCUAAAACGAAUACUGUAACAAUAUUUCUAACGUGGGAAAUGGUCAGAGGCGAUCUAUAGAACAAUAAUGUCAAUUGGGUUGUUAUUUUGUGAUGUCAAAUGUUAUAAAGGAAGUUUCCAUCCUACCUUGUGCAUGUAACAUGAAACAUGAUGAAAGUAUUUUUGUUAAGAUAGGGAUGUGAUUUGAGAACGCUAUAAGAGCUUUGCACAGUAAGUAGUCAUGCCCCCGAGUGAGGUCAGAGAGCGUGUCAGCCUGACGGAACUGGCCCUUUCGAGCAGAGCGUAUAAAAGGAUGGGUUAUGAAUUAACAUAUCAUACUAGAAAACGUGAAAGCGGCAGCUACAUGUUUAAAAUUGUUGGAACUUUGAAAUCUCAACACGAGUUGGAGAUAAUAAACUCACCUUUCCGGACAAUCAUUGGUACGGCUGAUUAGCUGUCCUAAGUAAAGUAUCUUCGAAAGCGAAUUUAAGUAGCACCAUCCUCUGUUACUCUGCUCAAGACAUCGUGUUACGCUACUCUCAUCACCCCACUGGGGACCAUCGAUACGGCUGGCUAGCCUAUCUUCAAAGAAGCAACUUCAAGAGCGAAUGGAAGGAAAAUCCAUUCUGUAGUUCUGUUCAGGACUACAUGACAAGUCACCGUAUACCAGAGAACAACAGUAGAAUACUUUUUGGACGAUCAGAGCCUUACAAGCGGGCCACGAGAAGGCCCAACUCCCUAUCCAGGGCGGUCCACCGAGAGAUACACGGCGAACCAGACAUUUCAAGUAAAUACAUUCAUGAUUUCUUACUCAGAGGAUGGCGGUUCGUGUGCAAAGUAUAUGGGUACUCUAGGUGAGCGCAGUUUCUGAAUGUAUCGAAGUAUUAUCUCUGUCCCUCUCUCUCUCUCUCUCUCUCUCCCCACCUCUUCUUGUUGACAAGCAGCCAUGUUGUCAUUCCGCUAGGGAUCUGUUUUCUCCAAUCAAUAACCGGUGCAGUGUGUGUAUGUUUAUCCUGUGUUCCCUUUUAAUUAGCUAGUAAAUAACAGGUAACAAUUAAACAUAGUUAGUUAAUUAGAGAACAGUCUUCAGAUUAAUGUUAGUCAUGUCACGACACUGCAGGGGCAGCAGGCUCCAUGGCUAUGAGAAUAGUAUUCCUUGGGCAAAAAGUGCAGGAAGGAAUGCUAGUGUGGUUAGCUUGCUUUCCAGAGAGCUAGCCAAGUUUAGCUUAAAACUUGCAGCGUGGGCUAAGAAAGUCUUGAGCAUUCGCUUUGUUGGCUAAUAGCUUAGCUAGCUAGCACAAAGGUAGCCGGAGAAAGUGUGUGCUUUCUUGGUCUUUCGACGAGAGAGCUAGCAAUUACCUUUCCAGGUAGAAAAUGUAUUUAGUACACUGCUAGCCUAUGGGAACCGCGUGGUGGCAUGGUUCGAGUUCAGGGUGGUAUUCUCCCACCACCAUGGAGCUGUGAGGCUAAUCCGGUCUGUUUAAUUAAAGGGACAAUCAGCAGUUGCUGCAUCCAUUUUUGGACUCAUAAAUUCAUGAUAUAGCCAAGUUAACAAACAGAUCACCGACCAUUUCGAAUCCCACCGUACCUUCUCCGCUAUGCAAUCCGGUUUCCGAGCUGGUCAUGGGUGCACCUCAGCCACGCUCAAGGUCCUAAACAAUAUUAUAACCGCAAUCGAUAAAAGACAGUACUGCGCAGCCGUCUUCAUCGACCUGGCCAAGGCUUUCGACUGUCAACCACCGCAUUCUUAUUGGCAGACUAAAUAGCCUUGGUUUCUCUAAUGACUGCUUCGCCUGGUUCACCAACUACUUCUCAGAUAGAGUUCAAUGUGUCAAAUCGGAGGGCCUGUUGUCUGGACCUCUGGCCGUCUAUAUGGGGGUGCCACGGGGUUCAAUUCUCGGGCCGACUCUAUUCUCUGUCUAUAUCAAUGAUGUCGCUCUUGCUGCUGGUGACGCUCAGAUCCACCUCUAUGCCGGACGACACCAUUUUUUAUACAUCUGGCCCUUCAUUGGACACUGUGUUAACAAACCUCCAAACGAGCUUCAACGCCAUACAACACUCCUUCCGUAGCCUCCAACUGCUCUUAAACACUAGUAAAACUAAAUGCAUGCUCUUCAACCGAACGCUGCUUGCACCAGCAGACUAGAAUCACUACUCUUGGAGAGGUCUGACCUAGAGUAUGUGGACAACUACAAAUACCUAGGUGUCUGGUUAGACUGUAAACUCAACUUCCAGACUCACAUUUUCUAUUUUUAUUUUUAUUUAACCUUUAUUUAACCAGGUUAACUUUGGUUCGCCUGAGAACAGUUAAGUAAGAAGACAGGAUUCUAGUCGUGCUGAGAGCUUUAGGAGCCGUAGUGAUCUUCUGCAAGGAAGAGAGGUGAGAAUGACCAGAGGACGGGCGAGUGGCGCCUUAUAAAGAGGGAGAGGCUCACUUCAUUCGUCAGUGAACCGGUUUGUCUCCGACAGACGUUGUGUUCUUCGUAUAGUGAUGCGCCUGGAGCGAAUCCCCAUAGCAAUUCAAAACAAGUAUUUGAAAGAGAACCACUUGAUUUUUAGUUAGUUGGUGGUGAUUAGCCUUUCCCUUCUUUCAUAUCUUGUGUGGUAGCUAGGUAGCCUGUGGUAAUUCAAAUUUGUUAUUUGGAUGAAUGCAAAUUUUUUAGGUCUGGUUUGGUUACAAUGGGCUUUGCUGGUUAUAGGAAAUAAGGAAAACAAUGUAGUACUUUUGAUGAAACACAUGGUAGGUAUGUGUUUGUUUAAUCAUCAACAUACUUGUAGCUAUGGUAAUUACACCCUGGUGUACAUACAGUGCCUUAGGCUUGGCACACCUGCAAUUGGGGAGUUUCUCCCAUUCCUCUCUGCAGAUCCUCUCAAGCUCUGUCAGGUUGGAUGGGGAGCGUUGCUGCACAACGAUUUUCAGAUCUCUCCAGAGAUGUUCAAGUCCUGGCUCUGGCUGGGCCACUCAAGGACAUUCAGAGACUUGUCCCAAAGCCACUGCUGCGUUGUCUUGGCUGUGUGCUUAGGGUCGUUGUUCUGUUGGAAGGUGAACCUUCGCCCCAGUCUGAAGACCUGAGUGCUCUGGAGCAGAUUUUCAUCAAUGAUCUCUCUGUACUUUGCUCUGUUCAUCUUUGCCUCGAUCCUGACUAGUCUCCCAGUCACUGCCGCUGAAAAACAUCCCCACAGCAUGAUGCUGCCACCACCGUGCUUCACUGUUGGGAUGGUGCCAGGUAAUCUUGUUUCUCAUGGUCUGAGAGUCUUUAGGUGCCUUUUGGCAAACUCCAAGCAUGCUGUCGUGCCUUUUACUGAGGAGUGCCUUCUGUCUGGCCACUCUACCAUAAAGGCCUGAUUUGGUGGAGUGCUGCAGAGAUGGUUGUCCUUCUGGGAGGUUCUCCCAUCUCCACAGGGGAACUCUAGAGCUCUGUCAGAGUGACCAUCAAGUUCUUGGUCACCUCCCUGACCAAGAUCCUUCUCCCCCGAUUGCUCAGUUUGCCGGGUAACCAGCUCUAGAAAGAUUCUUGGUGGUUCCAAACUUCUUCCAUUUAAGAAUGAUGGAGGCCACUGUGUUCUUGGACCUUCAAUGAUGCAGACAUUUUUUGGUACCCUUCCCCAGAUCUGUGCCUCGACACAAUCCUGUCUUGGAGCUCUACGGACAAUUCCUUCGACCUCAUGACUUUGUUUUUGCUCUGACAUGCACUGUCAACUGUGGGACCUUAUAUAGACAGGUGUGUGCCUUUCCAAAUCAUGUUCAAACAAUUGAAUUUACCACAGGUGUACUCCAAUCAAGUUGUAGAAACAUCUCAAGGAUGAUCAAUGGAAACAGGAUGCAUCUGAAAUCAAUUUCGAGUCUCAUAGGAAAGGGUCUGAAUACUUACGUAAAUAAGGUAUUUCUGUUUUUUAUUUUUAAUACAUUUGCUAAAAUUGAUAACCUGUUUUCGCUUUGUCAUUAUGGGAUAUUGUGUGUAGAUUGCUGAAAAAAAGUAAUAUUUAAUCAAUUUUAGAAUAAGGCUGUAAUGUAACAAAAUGUGGAAAAGGUCAAGGGGUCUGAAUACUUUCCGAAGGCACUGUAUCAUGUAAUUAUAGCAGUACACAACAAACUGCUGCGUCAUCUAGACUAUAUGUUUUCAGCUUUUUGUGUCACAAGCAAUGUUUUGAUCAUUUCUAUUUGUUUUCUGUCAACUUCAUUUCGCAUUAUUCAACCAAAACCUUUUUCUUCCACUUCAGUAAGUCACUGCAAAGUCAUUCUUUUGUUGUUGGACUUUUCAGGAUAACUUCCAUUCAGCGUAUGUUCUCUGUAUCAAACCGUUCCCUCGCCCCAUCACGACGUCUUCAUUUUGAGUAUAGGUGUGCAGAGAGCAUAAACUCAUGAAUAGGGGAUACACAGACAGUCCCCUCUUUGCCCACUUCUCCCACCCUCUGUAACAUUCGUCUCCCUUCUCUCUCUCCGUCUCUCUUUCUCGCUCUCUCUGUGACUGUUAAACCUUGCUGUCUCGCCCUCUCUUCCUCUCUUUUCCGCCCACAUUCACCUUGUUGCCAGGUCUGUCUUGUGGGCAACUCUGAUUUCAUGGAGCAGCUCAGGCGUGAGGUCUGAGUCACAGAUAGCGUGCGAGCGACACCUGCUCUCUUGUUUUCCAUCUGUUUCCUCUCCCCACCCUUAGGGAGGGGCUCUGUUUUCACUCUUCAUCCCCUUCCCCUCUCCCUCCUGGACACCCAGUUUGGUGGACACCUGAGGAGGUGGAAGGGGACUGGUACUGCGGUGGAAUGGCUGUGCUAAUGUCAGUCACCUCAGGAAUGCAUAAAAUAAAAAAUUGCCAGGUCCUUUGGUCUCUGACAACCUGCAGGGUGGCAUUAGAGCCCUGUGUGCUUGAGCUCCGUGCCUACCGUUUUCAUGCAGCGUUGGUCACUGAGCAGAAGUGAUUUCACGGUGCAGCAGACAGACAGAACAGGGCUCCGCAUAGGAAGUUGUUCUGCCUGUCAGCCUAUGCAGGAAGUUGUCUAGUGGGUUGUCAGGGCCAUACAGGGAGGAUGCCAGACAGCGCUGAGGGCUUUGUACACAGUCAUCGGUCUGUGUGGGGUAGAUCAGCUCAUCUCUUCCCCUGUCCCAUAUUGCAUCAUCAUGUUCUGCUUUUGUUGGGAUCAGAUCAGCAAAGCCCUUCAGAUUGUGCUCAGGGUUUCCAUUUUCUCCCACAAUUUCACGUUUUAAACUCAUCCCUCGCAGCUCCUGUCAGAAAGGUGGGCCUCGCUUUUCUACAGGUUGACAUGCCCACCAGGCUGCCACACUAUAGUCUCAUAUGGGGGAUGCUGUCAGGCAGCUGUUUGACUGAUGGCCCGCACUGGCCUUCUCCCACAAGCCAUUUUCAUGGAGAUUUCACCCUAAUUGAUUUAAUCCAUCCAGAUUGUUCCAUCUCCUCCCUGUUUACACCACAUCGGAUCCAUUUCCAGUCUGACAUGGGGCUUCAGUGCCACAGCAUGAGCUCAUACCGGGACUCACUAUACCACUAAAAUGGUCCUCUUUGUCUAAAUAGGGCUUUAUUUUAUUGGGGAUUGCUUGAAAACGCGGCGCCAGGUGUUUCCAUCAUCAUUGAUGGAGCCCCAUCCAUCUCGGCAGGACUGCAGCGAGACCGCGGCCCUCGCCGUGAGGCGCUCUGUGAUCGAGGCCUGUCAUUGGCAGAUUGAUCGUUCAAUUACUUGCUCCUCGGGCCCCUGAUGGGAACAAUUGAGUGAACGGCUGCAAUGCAUCAGACCCCCCACCCUGACACAUGCAUCUCUCUCUUCCUGUCGUCAUCCUUUAUUUUUACUCUUUCUCGCCCGUUCUCCACACCACUGACACUCAAUCACUUGUCAUUGCUUUCUGUCAAUCGAGCCAGAGCACCUGAUACCAUAGUUGUAGCUUUCUGUCUUAGAACAGCAGGAUGAUAUCAACAGGUUUUCCCUGCACUAUUGCAUUUAGAGUAUUAGCUUUUUUUAAACCCAGAAUGUUAUUUCCUAAAUAUUGACUUGCUGAGGUAUUGACUUGCUGAAGGUAGAAGUAAGUAUGGAGCCUAGCUAGAAACAAUCUUCAGUGUAAGAUGUAAUUCAGGACAUUUAUCUAGCAGUAAAAUCAGGGUUGUUGUGGCUGAGACAGUACAGGACAUUCCCUUCUGCGUUGUGAUAAUAGUACAUUACAUCUAAACUCCCUAUCUAAUCAACAGCAGUGUACACAGUCUAGCAGCAUCCACCUCCCAUCUCCCUGCUCCACAGACGGUGUGUUUAGGAAGUCGGUAGGAACACUGUCUAACCUGCACUAACACAUGUCUGGGAAGAUGACACUGAGAUGGCCUCCAUAUUGCUCUGUGGCAUUCCUGUUCUGUCAACAUCCUAUCAUCUUAUCUGUGUCACCAUCAGUCAUAACCAACCCUAAAAAAGGCUCAGGGGCGUCGUUGUGAACUUGUUUCUCUCCCCCGACGCAACACGACUGCUGCUGUGUCAUCUGAUGACUUAAACCCUGGCGUGCCCGGCUCCCACUUCUAAUCAUCAUUUAAGGGGAGGUUUUAUAAUGUUUGUGUGCCCUCUGCCAGAGACAGUGGGAUAACCACUUUACAAUAGUUGUUUUUUUUGUUUUUUAAUUUUUAAUUUAUUUUUUUCUUUUUCUUUUUUAAUUAUCUUUUUAAUAAAAAAAUUUUUGGGGGGGGUAGAAGGAUUACUUAAUCCUAUCCCAGGUAUUCCUUAAAGAGGUGGGGUUUCAAAUGUCUCCGGAAGGUGGUGAGUGACUCCGCUGUCCUGGCGUCGUGAGGGAGCUUGUUCCACCAUUGGGGUGCCAGAGCAGCGAACAGUUUUGACUGGGCUGAGCGGGAACUAUGCUUUCGCAGAGGAAGGGGAGCCAGCAGGCCAGAGGUGGAUGAACGCAAUGCCCUCGUUUGGGUGUAGGGACUGAUCAGAGCCUGAAGGUACAGAGGUGCCGUUCCCCUCACAGCUCCAUAGGCAAGCACCAUGGUCUUGUAACAGAUGCGAGCUUCAACUGGAAGCCAGUGGAGUGUGCGGAGGAGCGGGGUGACGUGAGAGAACUUGGGAAGGUUGAACACCAGACGGGCUGCGGCAUUCUGGAUGAGUUGUAGGGGUUUAAUGGCACAGGCAGGGAGCCCAGCCAACAGCGAGUUGCAGUAAUCCAGACGGGAGAUGACAAGUGCCUGGAUUAGGACCUGUGCCGCUUCCUGUGUAAGGCAGGGUCGUACUCUCCGAAUGUUGUAGAGCAUGAACCUACAGGAUCGGGUCACCGCCUUGAUGUUAGCGGAGAACGACAGGGUGUUGUCCAGGGUCACGCCAAGGCUCUUCGCACUCUGGGAGGAGGACACAACGGAGUUGUCAACCGUGAUGGCGAGAUCAUGGAACGGGCAGUCCUUCCCCUUGGAGGAAGAGCAGCUCCGUCUUGCCAAGGUUCAGCUUGAGGUGGUGAUCCGUCAUCCAUACUGAUAUGUCUGCCAGACAUGCAGAGAUGCGAUUAGCCACCUGGUUAUCAGAAGGGGGAAAGGAGAAGAUUAGUUGUGUAUCGUCAGCGUAGCAAUGAUAGGAGAGGCCAUGUGAGGAUAUGACAGAGCCAAGUGACUUGGUGUAUAGCGAGAAUAGGAGAGGGCCUAGAACUGAGCCCUGGGGGACACCAGUGGUGAGAGCACGUGGUGCGGAGACAGCUUCUCGCCACGCCACUUGGUAGGAGCGACCGGUCAGGUAGGACGCAAUCCAAGAGUGAGCCGCGCCGGAGAUGCCCAGCUCGAAGAGGGUGGAGAGGAGAAUCUGAUGGUUCACAGUAUUAAAGGCAGCAGACAGGUCUAGAAGGACAAGAGCAGAGGAGAGAGAGUUAGCUUUAGCAGUGCGGAGAGCCUCCGUGACACAGAGAAGAGCAGUCUCAGUUGAAUGACCAGUCCUGAAACCUGACUGGUUUGGAUCAAGAAGGUCAUUCUGAGAGCGAUAGCAAGAGAGUUGGCUAAAGACGGCACGCUCAAUAGUUUUGGAAAGAAAAGAAAGAAGGGAUACUGGUCUGUAGUUGUUGACAUCAGAGGGAUCGAGUGUUGGUUUUUUGAGAAGGGGUGCAACUCUCGCUCUCUUGAAGACGGAAGGGACAUAGCCAGCGGUCAAGGAUGAGUUGAUCAGCGAGGUGAGGUAGGGGAGAAGGUCACCGGAGAUGGUCUGGAGAAGAGAGGAGGGGAUAGGGUCAAGCGGGCAGGUUGUUGGGCGGCCUGCAGUCACAAGUCGCAAGAUUUUAUCUGGAGAGAGAGGGGAGAAAGAAGUCAAAGCAUAGGGUAGGGCAGUGUGAGCAGGACCAGCAGUGUCAUUUGACUUAACAAACGAGGAUCGGAUGUCGUCAACCUUCUUUUCAAAAUGGUUGACGAAGUCAUCCACAGAGAGGGAGGAGGGGGGGGGGGGGAUUCAGCAGGGAGGAGAAUGUGGCAAAGAGCUUCCUAGGGUUAGAGGCGGAUGCUUGGAAUUUAGAGUGGUAGAAAGUGGCCUUAGCAGCAGAAACAGAUAAAGAAAAUGUAGAGAGGAGGGAUUGAAAAGAUGCCAGGUCUGCAGGGAGUCUAGUUUUCUUCCAUUUCCGCUCAGCUGCCCGGAGCUCUGUUCUGUGAGCUCGCAAUGAGUCAUCAAGCCACGGAGCUGGAGGGGAGGACCGAGCCGGCCGGGAGGAUAGGGGACAUAGAGAGUCAAAGGAUGCAGAAAGGGAGGAGAGGAGGGUUGAGGAGGCAGAAUCAGGAGAUUGGAGGGAGAAGGAUUGAGCAGAGGGAAGAGAUGAUAGGAUGGAAGAGGGGAGAGUAGCGGGAGAGAGAGAGCGAAGGUUGCGACGGCGCAUUACCAUCUGUGUAGGGGCAGAGUGAGUAGUGUUGGAGGAGAGGGAGAGAGAAAAGGAUACAAAGUAGUGGUCGGAGACUUGGAGGGGAGUUGCAGUGAGAUUAGUAGAAGAACAGCAUCUAGUAAAGAUGAGGUCAAGCGUAUUGCCUGCCUUGUGAGUAGGGGGGGGACGGUGAGAGGGUGAGGUCAAAAGAGGAGAGGAGUGGAAAGAAGGAGGCAGAGAGAAAUGAGUCAAAUGUAGACGUAGGGAGGUUGAAAUCCCCCAGAACUGUGAGGGGUGAGCCAUCCUCAGGAAAGGAACUUAUCAAGGCGUCAAGCUCAUUGAUGAACUCUCCAAGGGAACCUGGAGGGCGAUAGAUGACAAGGAUAUUAAGCUUAAAUGGGCUAGUGACUGUGACAGCAUGGAAUUCAAAUGAGGAGAUAGACAGAUGGGUCAGGGGAAAAAUUGAGAAUGUCCACUUGGGAGAGAUGAGGAUUCCUGUGCCACCACCCCGCUGACCAGAUGCUCUCGGGGUAUGCGAGAACACAUGGUCAGACGAGGAGAGAGCAGCAGGAGUAGCAGUGUUUUCAGUGGUAAUCCAUGUUUCCGUCAGCGCCAAGAAGUUGAGGGACUGGAGGGUAGCAUAGGCUGGGAUGAAGUCUGCCUUGUUGGCAGCAGAACGGCAGUUCCAGAGGCUGCCUGAGACCUGGAACUCCACGUGGGUCGUGCGUGCAGGGACCACCAGGUUAGAGAGGCAGCAGCCACGCAGUGUGAGGCGUUUGUGUAGCCUGUGCGGAGAGGAGAGAACAGGGAUAGGCAGAGGCAUAGUUGACAGGCUGCAGCAGAUGGCUACAAUAAUGUAGAGGAGAUCGGAAUAAAAUGAACUAAACAUCUGGGAAAGGAGAGAGCGGGGCCUCCCUCACCACAACUCCCAAAUAUAACUCUCCCAACUUCCACCUCAGAAACUAUAAUUGUUGUAAACUACAGCGGUUCAAUGUUUUCUAGGAAUAGACUAACCUAGUUUAUUCAGCUAGCUAACUAGGUGCAGUAUUAUUCCGUGAAAAACGUCCGGGCACCUCGUCAUAAGACGCCACAGCCAGCUAGCAUGCCGGUCUCCAGCAGCAGGGUUUAGCGCCAAUACUCAGCCACAACAACCACCAGUGUAUCAACACACAAGCAGAUCGUUCGUGUCUGUGUCUAACGUUGUGGGUUAGUCCCGACAGCUUGAGCGAGUCCGUCGUCAACUUAUUCAGCCAGUUAGUUAGCUAGAAUAGUUAGCAAACUAGCUAGCCAUUGCUUUCAGACAAAGAAGAACCCCUCCUUUCACGGCACGAACACACAGAGAGAGCCAAACUAACGUUAACUAGUCACCCAUGUCCCGAAUUCCUUGAGCGACUCGGGCUAUCAAUAUGUAAAAAACAAAACACAAGUGUAGGUUAUGACUUACCCCUAGCAGCUACUGUUAGCUAGCAAAGUGCAAAGCCAGCCACUGAAUUGACUCAGCCAGUUCGCGUCUGUUCGCUCGGUCGUUCCAGCUAUUGUUUACAAGUAGCUAUCCAGGUUGCAACAAGCUUGCUAAUUUUCAAGCACAGUAGCCACUUGCUACCUAACGUUAACGGUUCAGACAAUGAGGUUAGAAAACAGCUGAAUGGUAGGCAGUUAUUGUAUGUAAUUAUUGUAGGCAGCCAGCUGGCGUAAUUACAGGCACUCUCAGGCGUGAAACAACUAUACCGUUGCUAAUAGCUACUCGCCAGCUAGUCCAGGUGGUGAGUUAGCUAGCUAGCUAGCUUCGUGCUACACCCGGCACCGCCAAAUACAAUACUAACCUACAAUAAUUACAUACAACAACUACCCACAACAACCCACGAUACCUACCUACAAUACCUAACUACAAUCUAAAUACAUAGUUUAAGCCUUACUCGACAAAGCCCAAGCUAUGUAUAAAGCCAAACUUACCCGACGCCAAGCUUACUUACUAGAUACGAAGGGUCAUUCUCAUCACUGUACAGUACUUUGCUCCGUUUUACAUUCUUUUGAACAAUACUCAAAUUCUCCUUGAUUCUACCAUCAUUGGAUUCAGAAUCUACUUCAUCGUCCGCUUCUGCCGUAUGUCUCUCUCUCCCCCCAGAGAGAUGGAGGAUUGCAUCAGAGUUGAAAAAAGACUGACUGCAAGGGGAGGUGAUGGACCUUAAAGAUAGAACGACAAUAGUAAGAGUCUAUAGAUAAGGAUACUAUAGAUAGAGAGGCCAGAGAGGUGAUGGAGAGAACAGAGAGCUAAUUGGCAGUGCACAGCCAUGCUUUGUGAUGAGUGAUAAUCAGGCCAGGCUGCAUGUGCAAUAAUCACACUGUGAGUGUGGCCGGCACCGCCGCCACGGUGAGGUAGAGAUGCCCUGAAGAUGGCCAGCCUUGCAUUAUUAAAACCCCUUUGCCUGUCUGUGUUAGAUUAAUUUGUAUUUUAAGAAUAAUGACUAAAGGAUUUCACCCCAAAUACAGUAUAAAUGUGUGAACGGUGUUAGAGUUAUAAUGUAGUGGCAACCCACUAACAGAGGGGGACGGGACUAAACAUUCCAGGGUGAAGGGGACUGAGAAAACGGGUUAAAAAAAGCCUCCUAAAGGUGGGUGGAGCAAAGUGCCUUUGUGUGUCAAGGGGUAUAAAACAGGAGUGUAUGGGUUUUGGCGCCAGAGCUCUCCAUGAAUAAAAAUACAGAUAAUUAUUGCUGGUUGUGGACCUUGAAUCAUUUAUGAUUAAAACCAGAGCCUUACAACCCCUGGUAAUGAUUCAAGCUUAGGUUGAAUUAGAGAUAGAAAUUCUCAUGACAAGUGGUCCUUCGAGCCGGAUCUUAAAAUACGUCUUUGUCGUUCUAAGGACACCGAAACCGUGCACGGGCGGGUGAUUGCAUCCGUGAAGAAUAGUCCUGGCCUUCGACGUUAAGGUUAUAAACAGGCCGGUGAUUAAUCUUAUGGACCAGCAGUGUCAUAAAGAUGUUAACGAGUUUGAAAAAGCAUUUAAAUCCAAACUGCAAGGAAAGGGUCAGUAAUUUUUAUUCAUGGAUUUUGGUGUAAUUAUUUGAACUUGUAUAAGAAUAGUAAUUAUUGUGAAGGGCAGAGAAUAGUUACCAAAAUCUCAAAGGAAAUAAUAAUUAUUAUAAUGGAGGAAGGGGGGUCUGGAAUUGACCCUAUGUAAAUAGCUAUUACCAAAAUAAUCUAGUUAAUAUUGAGAUUGUACGAGAUACAGUCUUUACAAUAUAAACAGGAAGGGAGAUAAUUAUCAUCGUGUAAGAUAGAUAAGUCAAAAGUCGCAUAGACAACUGGGGAUUUGCUCUAACUCUGUCUAUUUCAUGAAACUGGAGCAGUUACGACCUCUAGGUUACGGAUAGUGUUAGAAAUAAAUCAUAAAAUGUUGUGUACGUGUGAGACUUAAUGAUUCAUCGAAAUACGUGAUAAUUGUUUCAAGGAGGGACGAAAUAGAUCGCGUGAGAAAAAAUGGUUAUCUGACCCCUUUCAUGAAACCGGAGUAAAAAAAAAAAACUCUGGGUUAGAUAAUUUAAAUGGUUAAUUACAAAAGCAGAUCAUAACAUUGGCUCAAGAGACGCAUCUAAUAAUAACUCCUAGGAAAAUAAUUCUGGAUUGAAUUAUUACUAAACGGGGGGGAUUUCUUAUUUUUCCACCUUGGGAAAAAAAUAUUCUAAAGAGGUCCGAGAAUUAACGGGGGAUGAAAGAUAUAUGUUAGGAAGAGAUCGAAGAAAUAUGUUUUAUGGAUCCAUUUGGGAGAAGAGGUAUGGAUUUAUUGGGCAUCUCGAUGUGGAAAAGUUAGAAGUUAUGAUUAAGCAGAUGCAUGUAAACUGUGGAACGGAUUUGAAGAAACAGCGAGGGGAGGGGCUAGAGACAGCGAGGGUAUUUUGGAAGCGCGAAGGAGAGAGGAAGUGCUUUAACUGUAACAAAGAGGAAUAUUUGGCAAGGGAGUGUAAGGCCCCGUGUAAAUACUGUAACAGAACAGGUCAUAACCAUCGUGACUGCAGGGGUAAAGGAAAGGGCAGUGUCGGAGAUAGGACAGUCUAUUUUUUGGUUCAACGGGUAAAAUGUUUGAAGAAAUGAUUCGUGUCGAUUAAGAAUUGGCUAAAAACACCACGAAGCGAUUAUUUGAGAGGUACCUAUACAUUUCCAACGAUAUAUACGUAUGAACUUUCUCACCCAAACGUAGAUGUACGUCAUGAGUGAGAAAGUAGAGAAUAUUUACAUUUGCAUUUUUGGUCAUUUGGCAGACGCUCUGGUCCGGAGCGACUUGCAGGAGCAGUGGGGGUUGGGUGCCUUGCUCGGGGGCACAUCGGCAGGAUUAAGCAGAGUUCAGGCUAAAACCUGUCUCUCCUUUGCUAUCUUCUUGAUUGAUUACAGCAGGAGGGGGGGUUGUGUUAGGUUUGGAUUAUUUAAAUAUGGACUUGUCAUGUCCAACAAUCAGUCUUCAGGUCAAGCCCGGGAGAGCCGGGGUAAAACAGAGUUUGAACUAAACAUAAGUGUUUUUACAAGAUAAGAGAUUGAUUGAUUGGAUUACUAAUUGAUUCUGAACUGAAUGAAAGUCGAAUUUAGCCGCCAUAAAAGACAAAGGAAGUGUGAGGAGCAAUAAAGAAGCAAAAGACAGUCUCAAAAAUGAAAGGCAUGGCAAUUGGUUGAUAAAUUACCUAAGUGAUUGUUUAGGUAGGUGGUAAUAUUGACACAUGAGCAGAACUAUGUGUCAAGAGGGGGGAAGAGGCUAAUGAUAGGAUUAAAUAAUAUACGAAGGAGAGGAAAGAAAGAAAACAUUUUUUUUAGAUACAGUCUAGAAAGAGAAUGCAGUCAGAAAUUGUUAGAUUAAUCUGAACAUGUGUGAAGAUAGUUUAUUAACCACACCCGUAUGUCAGAGGUUUUGUACCCCACAGGUGAACUAAAGGAGAAGGUGACCCACUCUAUCUAACCAGGUGACUGGUGAGCAUCCAGUCCCUAAAGAAGAAAAACUGGAAGCAGGCCUGUUGGGAAGGGCCCUAUCAGGUUAUAUUGGUCACUGCCUUUGCCAUUAGAAUAGCAGAGAGAGUAACCUGGGUCCAUGUUACCCACUGCAAGAGGGUAAGACCACAUACAAGCACCACUGAACAGACACAGAGUUGGAGAGAAGAACUGAACCAAUAAGGUCCGGGGAUCACCUCUGUUAACGAAGAUCUCCUACCCCGACCUAUCAUCACUGUAGUGUGUUCUAAGGGUGUGAGUAUGGGGUGGUACCAAGCAGAAGGACUAAAGGCAGGAGAGGGUUGGCGGUUUUUGGGAAUAUGGGUGACCCUGAGCUGCAUCAUAGUCUCGGCAAUAGUCUUGGUAUGUCAAGAUCCACCACCACCUCGCACCAAUUACGCUAUGGCCUUACCAUUAUUAAGAAAUAAAAGGGAAGCGACCCGACAUACUGACCGUCAAGGGCGAGUGAUCUACAAAAUAGGAGUCAAGAGAAGGGUGGGGAGUAAGAUUCAAAAUUAGGAUUAGGGAUCUUAUCAGGGCAAAUAAGCAAGCAACGUGGGAUUAUAAGAUCCCAUUGUAUUUAUGUUCAGCUCCCUCUGCGGAUUGUUCCUGGGCUCAGGUAUUUAGACAUACUGGGGGACGGAGAUAUGAGACGGGGGGGGGGGGGGGGGGGGGGGGGGGGGUGCUGGACGUCCAGAUGGAGGAUAAGAAGGUAUAACGACAUCCCCUCGGAGAUGGUAGUAACAAUAGUAAAGGUCACUAAAGAGGACAUGAAAAGAACUUACUGGACUUGCGCGGACGAAUACGGAUGGGAUACUUGUCUAAGAUUACAUUUGAGGGAGUCAAAAGAUAUGGAGGGCACAGGUACUGUCAUUAAUCCAUUAAUAGCAAUAGACCGAGUAGAUCAGUCAAGGGAUGACGGAGUCAAUUCGACUAACCCGUCCACUGUGAAAGAUUUUCUCCUCCAAGAAUGGAACCAAGGGGAAGUGGAGGGGGUCCCUGAUGAGAAUCUCUGGUUAAAGUGGAUGAAGUACACCGCUAGGGCCUUGGGGGAGACCAAUUGUUAUGUAUGCUCCAUUGGGCGACCGACAAUGUUGACCGCCCCAAUGCCAAAGGCAAUGUUUCCCUGUGUAUUAGACCUAGGGUCCAAUCAAAAAGAGCCCAAUUUCACAGGGAUUGGGCUGGCAAAGUUGACUUACUCGGCCAGCCCACCUAGAUUCACUUUAACUCCUGGCGAAUACCAGUGUUACAGACAUAGAAAUGGCACCCGUAACUUGGGUGAUUUUGAUGGCUGUAAGGAGAUAAUUAAUGUGACUGAUUUAGAUAAGGAAGGGAGGGGAAAAAUUAUUAACCUUACCAUCCCUCUGACUGAUGUGUGGUGGGCAUGCACUAACAAAGGGAGCAUUCGACAGACAUUACCAGAAGGAUGGGUGGGUAUUGUUGGUCCAAACCUGUAAGAAUUAGUCAUCAAAGACCAGUGACAGGAAGAAUAAUCAGGAGGAGGAGAAAUAUAGGUCAGGAAGGAAAUAGCCCAAUUUGGAUAGAUGGUAUAGGCAUCCCCAGGGGUGUUCCAGACGAAUACAGAGCUAUGAAUCAAAUAUGGGAGGGUUUUACCACAACAUUUUUCUGGUGGGUGACAAUAAACAAGAAUGUGGAUUGGAUAAAUUAUAUCUAUUACAACCAACAACGAUUUAUUAACCAGACUAGAGAUGCAGUAAAGGGGAUCUCCGAGCAAUUAUCCGCCAUCCCGCUCAUAACUUAGUAGAGGUUGGUUCUAGAUCAGGCAGAAAGGGCCGGUGUCUAUAGAAUGAUAAGCCAUUGUUGCACAUUUAUCCCUAACAACACCACACUGGAUGGGACAGUCACCAGAGCUCUUACAGAAUUAACUGCACUAAGUGAAGAAUGAACUGAGAACUCAGAAGUUAGUACAUCGUGGAUAGGGUGGUUUGAUUAAAUGUUUGGUAAAUGGAAAACCAUAGCAGCCACCAUCUUAGGAGCGGUCAGUGUUUGUAUGGGUAUUCUUGUAUUAUGUGGUUGUGGUUUUGUUUCCUGUGUCCGAGGAUUGGUGAGUCAGGCGUUGGUGAAAUGCAGUAUCUAAACAAUGAUGAGAGAUGGACUGACUCCGCACUCUGAACAGGGGAAUGUGAAAAACGAUCCUCCAGGCUUGGUGGAUGACGAGGAUUUGGACCCUGAAAGACCGCAAUUGGAUGAAAUGUUUAUUAGUUCUGACGUAAUCUCUGAGAUUAAUCAUGCUUGUAAAAUACAUUCAUUCUGAAUGUGAAAACAUUUAGUCAAAGGGGUGGAUUGUUAGAUUAAUUUGUAUUUUAAGAAUAAUGACUAAAGGAUUUCACCCCAAAUACAGUAUAAAUGUGUGAACGGUGUUAGUUAUAAUGUAGUGGCAACCCACUAACAGAGGUGGGCGGGACUAAACAUUCCAGGGUGAAGGGGACUGAGAAAACGGGUUAAAAAAAGCCUCCUAAAGGUGGGCGGAGCAAAGUGCCUUUGUGUGUCAAGGGGUAUAAAACAGGAGUGUAUGGGUUUUGGCGCCAGAGCUCUCCAUGAAUAAAAAUACAGAUCAUUCUUGCUGGUUGUGGACCUUGCAUCAUUUAUGAUUAAAACCAGAGCCUUACAACCCCUGGUAAUGAUUCAAGCUUAGGUUGAAUUAGAGAUAGAAAUUCUCAUGACAGUCUGUCUGAUGCCUACCUUAUGCCUCUGCGCUUUGGCUAAUUAAUGGGCUUAGCUGCUCGCAUGGUGGGGGAAUUGUCUCGCUCUUCAUUAGGCUCUAAUUGAAUUUUCCCUAAUACACCUUAUAGAAGGUCACUGUGUUUGUCUGGCCCAAGGGCUGCAAGGGAGGUGGUGGUGCCCUUUCAUAGACACCUGCUUGCUAGAUAGUGAAGCCGUAUUCAUUGCUGCCUUUUAACAGAAAUUUAUGUCUAUUAAGCAGUUAACCACUUAUCUCAUUAAGUUGUGUGAAGGAAGGCUUUUUAGCAGCACCUGGGGGUGGCAUAACUGUUCCUUUUUGUCUGAGACUCAGUUGUCCUAACUUCUAUCCUUUUGUAUUUUUUCAGGAGCCUGAGCUGCUGUGUUUAUGCACGCGCUCAUGCAGGCCAUCUGUAGUCGAC
Coregonus sp. 'balchen' is the source of this 40636-nucleotide messenger RNA. Lineage: Eukaryota; Metazoa; Chordata; Actinopteri; Salmoniformes; Salmonidae. The record is from the annotation of a GenBank genome assembly.